AAAUAAAAAAAAGGAAAAAAAGAAUGAAAAUUUCAAGUCUUACAAAACCCUGGAUCAAUACAAGUCCUAUAAAACCCAACCAUACGAAGAUACAAUCCCCAUGCACAGUUCUGUUUUAAUGGCUCAUCCACAUUGCCCUGAGAUCGAUGACGCUGCCCCAAUGCAACACCAUAACUUGGUGGUUCCUUUAACGCUAACUUCUAUAGCAGAAAGCUUCGAGAAAAAAGGCCAUUCAUGGUUUGCCGUAUCUCAACUUCCAUCAGAUUUAACCGUAAAAGUUGAUGACAUCACAUUUUACGUUCACAAGUAUCCGCUGCUUUCAAGAUGCGCUUAUGUAGGACAGAUUGAUCUACAACCUUCAAUAUCAAACAAGGAUUACGAGCUGAAGUUACAAAACUUUCCAGGUGGAGCAGAAACGUUUGAAAUCGUCAUGAAAUUUUGCUACGGUCUUCCAGUAUCUUUAAACCCCAGAAACGCAGCUCCAUUAAGAUGUGCAGCGGAAUUCCUAGACAUGACUGAGGAAUUAGAAGACGGAAACCUUAUCUCUAAAACCGAAUCUUUCCUCACUUUGGUAGUGUUUUCUUCAUGGAAGGACUCAAUUACUGUCCUAAAGUCGUGUGAAAAUCUCUCUCCAUGGGCUGAAAAUCUCCAGAUUGUACGAAGAUGUUGUGAUUCAAUCGCUUGGGCUGCUGAAGGAAACUUUACGACAAUAGAAACUGCCAGUGAACAAAGCCGGUGGUUAAAUGAUGUUGCCACUCUCCGUAUUGAUAUUUUUUUGAAGAUUAUAACAUCAAUGACGCUGAAAGGACUUAGACCUGAUCUCCUAGGUUCAUGCAUCACGAUAUAUGCCGAAAAAUGGUUAAUAGGAACCGAUCAUGGAGACAUUGAACCAUCGAAAAGAUAUACCAACGGAAAAAAUGAGCGGCAAUGGAGUAUUCUGCCGGGUCGGAGUCCUGAAUUGGAAUUGGGACAGUAUCCAGAGCAACGAAGGAUCAUAGAGAGCCUGGUGAGCAUAUUACCACAUAAGAAAGACGCAAUUUCUUGCAAGUUUUUGUUGUGGAUGUUGAAAAUGGCUAUGGUUUAUUCAGUGUCACCGGCUUUUGUUUCCGAGCUUGAGAAAAGAAUCGGAAUGGUUCUGGAAAAUGCUAGUGUGUACGAUCUUCUGAUACCUGGAUAUACGACAGCAGGAGAACAAGGAAAGCAAGUAAUAUUGACCGCAGAGCAGACUUUAUACAACGUCGAUGCUGUGCGAAGGAUUUUGGAAUAUUACUUGAUGCAUGGACAGCAGCAGCAAACACAAAGUCAUCACAAAGCAAGUAUUAGUAAACUGUUGGAUAAUUACCUUGCGGAAAUAGCAGGAGACCCAAACCUUUCUGCCACCAAGUUUCAGGUGAUUGCUGAAUCAUUACCAGAUAAUGCUCGACUUUGUGACGAUGGACUCUACCGAGCAAUUGAUAUAUAUCUGAAGGCACAUCCUUCGCUCUCUGAACAUGACAGAAGAAGAUUAUGCAGGGCGAUGGAAUGUCAAAAGCUUUCAAUCGAUGCAUGCACACAUGCUGCACGAAAUGAUCGACUGCCUGUAAGAACAGUUAUGCAGGUAUUGCUUGCGGAGCAAUUAAAGCUGAGGGAAGAAAUGCACAAGAAGCAGUUAGCAGGAAACGUUGAUUCUUCACAGCAGGAAGAUAACUGUGCAUCUCCAAAAGAAGAAAUUAAAAUGCUCAAAUUAGAACAGGAAAAGAUGAUGGAUUUAAUUAAAGAACUUCAAACGGACUACACAAAUUUACAACAAGAUUGUGAAAAGAUGAGAAAUAAGCAGAAUGCUUUGUCGGGUUGGAUUUUAGGAUGGCAUAAGAUCAAAAGAUCUACAUUGUUUCAAGGGAGAUUCGAUACAAAUGAAAAUAGGGAUGAAAAAGUGAAAGAUAGAGAGGGAAAAGAAAAAGAAAAAAGAAUCAGUUCUAUGCUUAGAUUAAAAAGAAGGCAAUCCAUGUCCUGAAUGAUUGUGAUACCAAGUUUUCUUUAUGGAAAUAUAUAUAUAUAUAUGAUGAGGUUAUUACUGGCUUGUACUAGAUGCUUUUGUAACCAAGAGACAAGCAAAUGUUCAAAAAAGAAGAUGGAUAUUUGGAAUUAUAUAAUCCAUGAGAUUUCAUUGUAGACUGAGCUCUUAUGGAGUUUCUGACCAUUGUCCUUUUAGUUGAUGUAUUUAUUAUGGACAUUGCUUCGUAUGAUCCAUAACUUUUGAAAGAUACUCUGUGUUUUUAGAGGAUUUGGGUUUAGGAAGUGGUGGGAUCUCGAGAUCAUGUCACUCAUUCGUGAAAGAAAAUCAACCUGAAAGUCGUUCGAAUUUUUCAAGCAUUUAAAUCAAUAUUGUAUGGUAUUUUUGUACAUUUGAUACCAUAAUAUAUUUUAGAGCAUUUGAUGCCAUAAAGUAUUUUGAUGUAUUUUACUAGAAGGAGGGAUAUAGAGACAGGCAUUUCCUUCAUAAAUAUGCCACUAAUGGGUAAUAGAAGCAUAUUAACACAUAAAUAAACAGUUGGAAAAAUCUGCAUA
This is a messenger RNA of Lactuca sativa (garden lettuce), 2547 nucleotides long. It is a transcript of the gene DOT3, whose product is annotated as Phototropic-responsive NPH3 family protein. The record is from RefSeq and is a predicted model, not a curated record. Lineage: Eukaryota; Viridiplantae; Streptophyta; Magnoliopsida; Asterales; Asteraceae. Gene Ontology annotation, molecular function: protein binding.